UGAGUCCUCUCUCCUCACCUCACCUGCAUCCUCUCUACCAACACUAUGGGUUGCUGUGGCUGUGGUGGCUGUGGUAGCUGUGGUGGCUGCGGUGGCUGCGGUGGCUGUGGCAGCUGUGGCAGCUGUGGUGGCUGCGGUGGCUGCAACAGCUGCACCACCUGCAGAUGCUACCGGGUGGGCUGCUGCUCUGGCUGCUGCCCCUGCUGCGCUGGCUGCUGUGGGGGCUGCUGCAGCACCCCCGUGGUCGUCUGCUGCCGCCGCACCUGCUGCAACUCCUGUGGCUGUGGCUCCUGUGGCUGCGGCUCCUGUGGCUGUGGCUGUGGGAAGGGCUGCUGCCAGCAGAAGUGCUGCUGUCAGCAAAAGUGCGGCUGCAAGAGGCAGUGCUGCUGCUAGGGGCCACACGGCUCUGUCCCUGGGUAGGUGCAGCAUGAGACUCCUGUAGGUAAGUUUCCCUGUCUGCUCCUCUGCUUGCAGGUCACGAGCAUGACCUGAGCCUGUCAUCAGCCCAUGGGAAUCUCACAUUUCUGCAGUCUUCCUGGUCCUGCUGCUGCUUACUAAUCACCAAGUAACGUACUAACUGAAGCCUUCUCUGUCCUUUACCAACUAUCUUGACAACAUGCUGUCAAGAGAGUUCAUGUGACACUUUCUUCAAAUGCCCCUUUCUCUUUACUUCCUGUUUUUACCAUUUUUCUGGCAUACCUAUAUUCAUAACAACUGUUAUCUUAAUAAAUUACACCAACCAAC
Molecule: messenger RNA, 744 nt
Organism: Cavia porcellus (domestic guinea pig)
Lineage: Eukaryota; Metazoa; Chordata; Mammalia; Rodentia; Caviidae
Product: small cysteine and glycine repeat-containing protein 1-like
Exons: 1
Coding region: 46-393 (115 amino acids)
Source: RefSeq, a predicted model, not a curated record